Molecule: messenger RNA, 2178 nt
Organism: Lachancea lanzarotensis
Lineage: Eukaryota; Fungi; Ascomycota; Saccharomycetes; Saccharomycetales; Saccharomycetaceae
Gene: MNN1
Product: LALA0S07e01926g1_1
Exons: 1
Coding region: 1-2178 (725 amino acids)
Biological process (GO): protein O-linked glycosylation
Cellular component (GO): Golgi apparatus
Molecular function (GO): alpha-1,3-mannosyltransferase activity
Source: RefSeq, a predicted model, not a curated record
AUGAUCCGCCGGGUCCUGCACAAUCUGCGGAAACACCAGCUACCGCUGCCAUCGGCUCGCAUGGCGGUGAAAACCGUGGUGCCCGUGCUGGCCAUCGUGGCAGCCAUGGUUAUCUACAUCCAAGCAUCAAAACUGGGCCAGUACUCGAAAUUGUCGCACUACAGGCCGGAUUCGCGGUCCGAAAACUCGGCGGUCGCGCCCAAUGGCGUUUCCUUCCACGACUACCAUCGUAUCGAUCCAUCCAUCAAACUUGAGCAGAUCAAGGGAACCAAGUUAUCGCCGUUGGAGCUUAUCCCAGGCUUUAAUUCAGAUAUGCGUAGGCGCUACAAGGCGUCCUGGGAUUAUCUGGGUCGUGGCCACCGUUUCAAACAGUUUAAAGACCUCACCAAGGAAGCCCAGUGUUACUUCUACUUCCAUCAGGUAUACACUUUGACUCCCGACUGGAGUAAUAGCUACGACAAAUGGGACUUUAUCAUCAACGACGACUCCCUCUCACUAGAAGACGAUGUGGACGACGCUACCAGAGAAGCUUUGAUGGACCACAGGCGUGAAUCCGCCAUGUCACUUGGCACUGAACGCAUGAGGAUGUAUGAUAUGUGUUUCGUGUCGCAAGUGGCCGAAACAAUUGACAUGGCCAAAAUGUUCCGCACCAUGCAGCAAAAAGAUUCCUCUCUACCGUCUAACCUACAAUGGGACUUCGAGCAACGUAUGUGGCCUUUCUUGGCCCCUUACAACGCAACCUCUUUCGAGAAAGUCAUGCCAAAAAUCAUCACUCCACAGGGCGAAAUACUGGACCAAGGUUAUAUUCCAAACAUACACCACAUCGGCAAGGAACAGGGCACGCCCAGUGCCGUCAAGUACGUCUAUGACGAGAAGCAUUCAUUUCUGUGGAACUGGAACCAUAUGAGUUCCACUGUCGCUCCAAGGGGUAUUGUUCUCAGCUUUGGUGACGGGCAAAUAGAGUUGGCCUCAAAGCUCAUUGCCCAUUUCCGGUUCACCGGUAAUGAAUUGCCAAUCCAGGUUGUAACUAAGGGUGAUAUUUCGCGCGAAACGAUAGACACGAUUCAAAAACUAGCACAUUCUGAUGACAUUCAAUUCCCUACGACCGAUUACAAACAUAGUAAAAACGUCAAGCAAAAUGUUUGGUUUGUCGAUGUUUCUCCAACUUUGCACCCUCUUGUCAUAGAUUCUUUUGAGCGGUUCAAAAACAAGUGGCUGGCGGCUGGUCUUAAUCUAUUCGAAGAAUAUGCCUUUGUGGACACAGAUGCCAUCAACUACGUUGACAUGAACUUUUUCUUUGAUGAAACUGACUACGUCAACACAGGUGCUUUGUUUUUUAAGGACCGCUUUCUCGAAGAAACCAUAGGGGAGCAAAAGUGUCCCGCCAUGAUCGAGACGCUACAACCAAGAUUUUUGGAAAAAUACUUCUUCGGCCAUUUCCCCGCAAUCAUUAGUGAUUACGUUGAGGAACAAUGCGAUAACUAUUUGGACCCAAAGGAGAUCACCUUCAAGGACUAUUUUUUCAACAUCAAGAAGCAUCAAAUGGAUUCUGGCCUGGUGGUUGUUCACAAAAACUCGCAUAUUACUUCACUCAUGAUCUCACUUAUGAUGCAUAUGACGCCAAAAUUGGGCGGUUGCAGCUACGGUGACAAAGAGUUCUUUUGGUUAGGAUUUUACGUUUCCGGUCACGACUAUUCGUUCCACACAUCGCGGCCAGGUGCAUCUGGCGUGUUAGUUAACGAUCCGAAGGUCGACAGCCAGAUAAAACAACGCAAAAGUGAGGUCUGCAGCAUCACAAUUUCCCAUUUAGACCCAGAGCACGGUUUGCUAUGGUUGAAUGGUGGGGCUCAAAACUGUAAGUUUGAUGCCUCAAAAGACGAUUGGGAAGCUGAAAGCUUGCAUAUGUCUUCUAAAUUUUCGAGUUUUGAAGAGAUGCGAAGCAACUACAACGGCCCCGUUAAUAUGCAAGCUGGUAUCAUACCUGCUGAUAAGCAAGGUGCUUGGGGUAAACCGGACCAGCGCUGUAAAGGUUAUUAUUAUUGUGCCAGAUAUGAGAAACACAACAAGCCUUAUUCCUUCAACAAAAUAUUUGAAAAGGGCAAGCUCGUAGUAUUCAGCCCUGAGCAAAAAGACAAGUACAAUGCUAUCAAUAGUGUUUGGGUUCAUAACUACUUGUAA